This is a messenger RNA of Ostreococcus lucimarinus CCE9901, 537 nucleotides long. RefSeq names its product Putative mitochondrial ribosomal protein L24 (gene MRPL24). Gene Ontology annotation, molecular function: structural constituent of ribosome; RNA binding. The coding region runs from base 1 to 537 and encodes 178 amino acids. The record is from RefSeq and is a predicted model, not a curated record. Gene Ontology annotation, cellular component: ribosome; mitochondrion. Lineage: Eukaryota; Viridiplantae; Chlorophyta; Mamiellophyceae; Mamiellales; Bathycoccaceae. The transcript has a single exon. Gene Ontology annotation, biological process: translation.
AUGUCGCAACCGUUCCGCAAGGCGGCGCACAAGCUCAAGCGACUGGCGAGAAACGCGAUCGCGGAUUCGUCGUGGAACAUCUACCGCGGCGAUCGCGUCGUCGUCACGCGCGGGCGCGAUCGGGGGCAGACGGGCGUCGUGCGCGAGGUGGACCGAGAGAGGUCGUUGGUGUACGUCACGGGGGUGAAUCUGGUGAAGAAGCACGCGAGGGGGGACGGGGAGACGCCGGGGCAGAUCGUCGCGAGGGAGGCGGCGCUGCGGUACUCGAGCGUGGCGCUCGCGGAUCCGGCGAAUGGACACCCGGUGCGAGUGACGCGGAUGUUUUUGGACGACGGAACGAAGGUGCGGGUGUCGAGGGGGCGACUGGCGAGCGGGAGCGUGAUACCGAUGCCGGGGGAGGCGAUGGGGCGGAGGACGGUGCGGGCGACGGGACGAGGGCCGGCGGACGCGGCGAGCGAGGUCGCGGCGAGGACGAGUCGGGAGGCGACGGGGAAGACGUUUUUGGAGGUGUUCGGGGGAGGGAGCUCGGAGUCGUAG